This is a messenger RNA of Olea europaea var. sylvestris, 950 nucleotides long. RefSeq names its product glucose and ribitol dehydrogenase-like. Bases 75 to 950 code for a protein of 291 amino acids. The record is from RefSeq and is a predicted model, not a curated record. The transcript has 3 exons. Lineage: Eukaryota; Viridiplantae; Streptophyta; Magnoliopsida; Lamiales; Oleaceae.
UGCAGAAGAAAUUUCAUAGAAUCCUAGUAUAUUUUGUUCUUAAGAAACCAGCCUUGUGAAAAACGGAGGUGAUCAUGGCGGCAAAGGAGGAGGAGCAAAAGUUUCCACCGCAAAAGCAGGAGGAACAGCCGGGGAAACAGCAUAUUAUGGACCCAAUUCCAAAAGCUCUAAAUCCUGACUACAGACCAGCCAAUAAGCUCCAUGGAAAGGUGGCUCUGGUGACUGGAGGUGAUUCUGGGAUUGGAAGGGCUAUUUGCUAUUGCUUUGCCCUAGAGGGUGCAACUGUAGCCUUCACAUAUGUAAAAGGUGAAGAAGAAAAGGAUGCACACGACACUUUAAAGAAGAUUCAAGAACUGAAAGGACCUGAUGCAAAAGACCCUAUUGCUUUGCCUGCUGAUAUAGGGUUUGAUGAAAACUGCAAAAUGGUAGUGGAUGAAGUUGUGAACAACUAUGGAGGUCUUGAUAUUCUGGUUAACAAUGCAGCUGAACAACAUUUGAGCAACAAUAUUGAAGAGAUCACUGAGGACCGGCUCUCGAGUAUUUUCAGAACGAAUAUAUUCUCACACUUUUUCAUGGUUAGGCAUGCUCUUAAGCAUAUGAAAGAAGGAAGCAGCAUAAUCAACUCUACAUCAGUGGAAGCUUAUUGUGGAUCUCCAAUGGUGCUCGACUACGGUUCAACUAACGGAGCAAUUUUGGCCUUUACCAGAGCUCUAGCCCUCCAUUUGGCGAACAAGGGAAUUCGGGUAAAUGCCGUGGCCGCAGGUCCGGUAUGGACCCCGUUGCAGGUUGCGUCUCUGCCCGAAGAAUUGAUCGCAAAACUCGGUUCUGAGACACCGAUGGGCAGGGCAGCACAACCUUAUGAGAUCGCGUCAUCAUAUGUUUUCCUAGCGUCGCCCGAAUCUUCCUACUACACUGGCCAAGUUCUCCACCCUAAUGGUAUGUAUUGUUGA